AGAAAAACAGAGCAAGGGUGUUUGGAAAACUUAAAACUUCUCUCACAAAUUUUAAAUUUAAAAUUUUGUUAGAGGAUAAUUCAAAAAUUAGGUUUUAAAAGUGAUUUUAAGCAUAAAAUACAAAAUAUGAGAGAGAGAAAAUAUGAGAGAGAGAAACCACCCCUUGAAAACCCGCCCCUGGCCAGUUGAUUUCCGUCCGCCGGCAACGGGGUACCAGAACCUUGAGAGACAUCCGGUGAGGGAGAGAACCUUUAAUCACAACCAACCUAACCAGAGUAGACCGAGAGAUAUUCUACGGGAACCUAAAAGGACAGUAGGAGAACCACAUAGAGGACAGCGAGGGGCAUCAUUUGGAUAUGGCAAAGGUGUUCUUGAACAAGCAACGUCCUUCUUCUUCACCAAUUUUCCAGAUGACUGGAGGAUGGAUGAAAUGUGGACGGCUUUCAUCAGAUGUGGAAGGGCAAUUCAAGUGUAUGUAGCAAGGAAAAAGGACAAAAGGGGACGCAGAUUUGGCUUUGUUCGGUUCUUGAACGUCAAUAAUCCUAAAGAGCUGGAAGCCAAACUCAAGCAAAUUCAUUUCGACAAUUACCACCUGGAAGCGAAUAUAGCAAUAUUUUCCAAGGAUGAGUCCAAACCAAACAAGGGGGAGAAACCUCGAACAAUGAGAUGGGAUGCGAGAAGAACUUCUAGAACAUACGCAGACGUUCUAAAAGGAGUACAUCCCAGUAGGAGGACCAUUCAUACCCCCAAGCCACGUAAGGAAUGGCGAAUAAGGAGUGUGAAGAGGACAGAGGGUGAGGAAUGGCAUGGUCUUGAGUUUCAGGUUGAGAAGGAUGAUCUGUCUUGGUUAGAAGGGUGCUUUGUCGGCAGAACGAAAGGCCCCGAGAUCAUAGGCACACUUCAGGAGAGAUUCCUAAUGGAAGGAUAUUUUUCAGCCAAAGUAACUCCAAUGGGUGGCAACUUGGUGCUGAUAUCGGGUGAGGACUCGGAGGAAUUAAAACACCUUGUUGAGGAAGGACGGGACUGGCUUUCUCAAUGGUUUACUGAUGUUCGACCUUGGUCCCCAACGGAGGUCGCCACUGAAAGAUUCACUUGGCUAAGAUGUCAGGGAGUUCCUCUGCAGAUUUGGAAAAGUUGUUUUUUUCAAUCUAUUGCCUGUCUGUUUGGAAAAUUCGUCUCCAUUGAUGGUAGCACAAUAAAAAAGUCCAGGUUGGAUGUGGCUAAGAUUCUGAUCUUGACACCGAUUCAGGAGAACAUUCAUAGGAAAAUCAGUGUCAAAGUUGGAAAUGAUAUUUUUCAAAUCAGAAUCAGUGAGGAAGUAGGUAUUGAUAACAUUUUCUGUCUGAGAUCAGACUUUGCGCUAUGUAAAGAGGAGAGCUCGAAUGAGGAUGAUUGGACAGAGUCUGCGUUUGAUGACACAGAAGAUGAAAAUGUAGCUUGGGAUGGGUUGUUCUUGCAGGACAUUGAGGAUGACGAAGAUGACAAUCCAAAGAUUGAAGAACAUUUUCCAGCGACCUCUGCAAUGGAGGAGGCACAGCCGAUGAUGGUUUCCGGCAAGGAAGCCGAAAGGUGGACGGAAUCCGUUGAGAGGGUGUCAGACUCAAUUAAUGCAGUUGAACAAAAUUUGAAUAAUGCGGCGCCAAUUAAGACCAUUGCAGAGAACGUUGGCAACAAUCCCCCAGAACGGGAUUCGCGUCUGUCAGAAGCAAGGUUGGAGAAUGGGACGCUUAUGAAGGAAGCUUGUUUUCAAAAAACAGAGGCAUCUAACACUACUUGUGGAUCGGAGGAGCUGCAGUACCCACCAGGCUUUGGGCCACCAACAGGUUUGGCCCAAAAUAAGGUCGCUGGGCCUAAUGAGGAAAAAGGAAAUAAAAAUCGGAGAUUGUAUACCCAAACGAUGUUAUCCAAACAGAUUAGCAGAGGCUCAAAAUCGGAGGGUGAGACAAAUCUUUUGAGGGUAGAAAUGGCCAACACAAAAAGACCAGCAAAUGGGGGAAAUCCCGAAGAUGGUGAAAGCAGCACUCAACCUUUUUGGGAGGGUCUAGCAAGUGAGGAUGAAAUCCUCCAAUUGAGGGCUGAAAGACUAGCUCAGAAAGGGAAGAAGAAAAGGAAGCAAGUGAAGAGGAAAAAAUCCAGAACAGAUGGCCUGGACAUGCAGCGGAUUCGGGAGGUGAGUUUAGUCCCGACUGUGGAAACAAGCAAAAAGAGAAGCUGUUUGGAGGAGGCCGAGGAACUAUGGGUAAUUGGACAACAAUUGGGCUUGAUCGAUGAAUCAAAUUCAGAGGAAAUUAUAAGAAGGUUGGAGGAAAUGGAAAGAAGGGAUAGAGCUGCUCUGGCCAAACAAAAGAUGACCGGAGCUAUUGCCGAGGGGGAUCCUAUUUUCCAUCCAUGAAGAUCAUUUCAAUCAAUGUUCGUGGAUUGGGAGGAACUGAUAAAAGGAGGGGGUUGAGAGAACUAAUCAAGAAAGAAAAGGCAGAUAUGGUGUUCAUUCAAGAGUCAAAACUUGAGGUAUGUGAUCUUAAAUUUUGUAAAUCAAUUUGGGGCUCGGAUUAUUGUGAUUGGGUGAUGAAACCAGCACAGGGGAGGUCUGGAGGUAUUAUUUGUAUAUGGAACCCAAUUGUUUUCAAUAUGAUUAAAAGAUUUGAAGGCAA
Rubroshorea leprosula is the source of this 2651-nucleotide messenger RNA. The record is from the annotation of a GenBank genome assembly. Lineage: Eukaryota; Viridiplantae; Streptophyta; Magnoliopsida; Malvales; Dipterocarpaceae.